Messenger RNA from Neurospora tetraspora, 3623 nucleotides. RefSeq lists its product as uncharacterized. NCBI's taxonomy places the organism in Eukaryota, Fungi, Ascomycota, Sordariomycetes, Sordariales, Sordariaceae. Bases 118 to 3378 code for a protein of 1086 amino acids. The transcript has a single exon. The record is from RefSeq and is a predicted model, not a curated record.
ACUUAAUCUCUCCUUCGACGACUCGCUUGCUGGCCAUCCGAGUCUCACGCGAGCUUCCUGGCGAUUCCCGCUCCCUUUGAUGAGUUAGACGACUUACGCAACACCACUUUACUCACGAUGGCUGUCAACAUGAACGGCCCGAUGGCGCGUCCGGGUCCCCCAUUUCACCCUACAGUCAACAACAGGAAGGAGGAAUGGGAGGAUUGGUCCGACGAUGAGCCAUUCACCCCGAUUCAAGAGAAGGAUGGUGAGCUUACUCCCCUCACCCCAACCUUCAGCAGCCCUUACAGCACCAACAACAACUAUACGACGAAACCAUCAACACAACGUACAUCUUUCUCGACGGCUCGCCAGUCCAUGCAGAGAAUCAGGCGUGUAAAGUCACGUCAGAGGCAAAAGGCACAGAAUGCCAGGGCCGGCAUCAAAUUGAUCACAGACAUGACAAAAUUACAACAACAGUUAGCCAACCAAAACAAAGGAAAGGGUUUGAACGACAAGGCAAAGUUUGUGGAUGCGGCUGCUCUAAAGGCACUGGAAGGAAUGGCUUCAGACGAAUCUAUCGGCACCUUUGCUUGGCUAAGGAAGAAGAAGAGCAGCCCAGCUUCAGCCACUCCGAUAGAGAGGAGGAUGGAUAGGCUAGCGGUAGACACUCCUACCUCGGCCGAGCUUUCACCAAGUGUUGGCGGUAUCAUGAUCGGGUUCGCCAUGCCAUCAGAUUCCAAUGUCGUCAUCAGUCCACAAACGGCUGUCGUUGAUACACCGGUCGACUUUGACAAGUACUUCUCUCCGCCUCCCACAGCAAAGCAGCCCGUCUCAGUCUGGUCACCAGACACUCCGGAUUCCCAAUUUACCAUCAACUCGUACAGGACAGCAGGCCCCAGUGCUGGCACCGUGCCGGCUGUUCCUGCCGUUCCCAACAAGUAUAGAGAUACCCAGGCGACGGAAUUCUACCUCAGCGACAACGAAGAUGAUUUACUCACUCCAAUGGGAUAUGGAAAACCGCGCCCGCCAAGGGUCACUACCACGGCCUACUUCAGCGACGAGGAUGACGACAUGGCCACUCCGGUGACUCUGUUUGAGGAGGAUGGAAGUCCUUUGACGACGCGACAGAGGUCCAUCAUCAAAGCAAAGAGCCCCGUGUCUGCGACAUUAACCGCGCGGUCACAAGGCUGGUGGGAUCAGAUUACUACGCCAUUCACCCAAAGCCCGGUAAUGUCAAGGACCCCUGUUACCAGCAUUCAAGAGGAGGACGACAAGCAAGAGUGGUGGAAGACGGGCAACAAUAGGUCUUUGUCCCCCAACAACAAUGCCCUUGGUCAGGGGUCUUCGGGAAGUGCCGUGAAGGCAAAUCGACCUCCCAUGAUAGUUAUUGAGGAUGUCUCGCAAGUUGAAGCUUCUUCUUCUUCUUACAACCCGUUCGCGACAUCAUCAACGGCGACAGCAUCCUCCUCAUCAGCAGCAACGAUGCCAACAACAGCACCGAUGGUUUCGCGGCCACAAUCCCAUGCAGAGAAGGCGCGCAUAUUGAUCGAGGAUAACGAAUCGACUCCUGCGGAAUUGCCUCCUCCGUACUCGCCCCCGAAAAAGAACCAGAAAAAAAAUGCCCAGAACACCGAGAACGUCCGAUACCGAGCCGUAUUUCCUCCCAACCACCCGCUGAACUCCAUGUAUCCGCCUUCUCCGGGUCCAGUGUCUCCCGGUCUGUCGCAGACGAUGACCUCACAAGGCGCGAUCGAUUUGCCUUAUGUUCCUGCAAGGCCGCCUCCCGCCAGACCUGCGCUUCAUCACAGAGACUUCCCAGCAAGGCCACUCGGAUCCUUCGUACCCGCCCAUCAUGUUGUAGGAUACGAAACAAGGCAGAAGGCUGAGAAGAAACGGCGCCGGAACGAGAAGGAGGACGCAGUGGCACGCAAGAUGGGUGGAAUGUGGAGAGGACGUGGCUGUAUCCCAACAAAUGGCUGCUUUGGUCGCCCCGGUCGAGAAGGCAGGAAGCGUAGGCGGUGGUGUUUGACCUUAUUCAUUGUCACUCUCGGGUUGGUAGCGCUCGCUGUGGCUCUCGGGGUUGUCUUGACACGCCCCAAGCCUGGCAAGCCCGCCCCGUAUUCGCCUUGGCUCAACCUCACGGAUUUCCCACCAAUCCCUACCGGCAUCUCCACGGUUAUUGGCACCGAUUCCGUUACUGAUACCUCAUGCGCUCAGGAUCCGCGCUUCUGGAGUUGCGCACUGCCCAAAGACCAGACUGCCCAGGCGGAACCCUUUGCUGCCGAUCAGCCCAGCUUCAUUAUCCAGAUACAGUUCGACAACAGCACACAACAAGCGUGGAAUGUCACGGGCCAGGCAAUCCCUACGCCUACUCCUACCAAGGAUGCCGAAGCCUCUUCUACGCCGUCCCAGACUGGGAGCAACAAAAGCUCCGUUACUAAUGGUACGGAAGCAAACCAGACGAGGGGACAGCGCCCGCAAUCGGGCGGCGAGCCGAUGGGCUUCAUCUCGGUUGUCAAGAGACUUUUGGGUCGUCAGAUCCAACAAGCCCCCAGCGCUGGAUUCAUUCCGCGCCCAUCCCCGCCCGAAUUUCAAGACAUGUACUUCUUGGGAAACACCACCGAUGGCAUCGUGUCCGCAGAGAAGGCUGGAGAGCCGACUCCAUUUUACAUCAGCAUUCUGCGCACUCUCGAUGAUUCGGUUGGGCCCAACAUGCUCGCCCGUCGCGACGCUGCUGAAGUCGAUUCCGCCUCCAACCAGCUAAACAAGCGGCAAUCCAAGGGCGGCGGCGUCGAUCUGUCUUUCAUCCCGCCUGUCCUGAAUUCCGACGGAACCGGCGCUCCAGCCGUACUCAUGCCCUUCCCUACGCAACAGCCUCUCCGUCUCUUCGACCGCGGUUUGCCGACCGAGCACUUGGGCUUCUACACCUACUUCAACAAAACCGUCUACCUCAGCGGCGACGCCUCGUCCGACCGCGUUGGCGGCUCCACCGCCUCCGACUCCAACUUCAUCAUCACCUGGCUCUCGGCGCGCUACAAGGUGGAAAUCUGGACGCGGCAGGUCAACGCCACCCGUCUGCUGGGGUCGCAAUCCAACGGCGGGGCUGCGACCAACAACAGCACGCGCCCGGGCACCUUCCCGUACCCCGUCACGGUCACGCUGGAUACCCAUGGCGGAAUCCCGGGAAGGAAGUUUGCGUUUAGUCGCGGGGUCGGAGCCGGCGGCAACAUCUUGAUGAACGACACCAAGUUUAUCCUGAAUAAUAUGAACCAGACGGGUGAUUGGAUCAACCCCGGCGCGACGUUUAAUCCGAGCUUUGGAGGGAUGGAUGGAGGUACCGGAGGGUGUCAGUGCAGGUAUACCAACUGGGUGAAGUUGAAUGCAGGCGAUGCUUGAUCGCGGAAGGGAUAUAGUGGGGGAGUUUGGAGUUAUAAAUGCAUAUUAGGCGCAGGGAUUUCAAAAUCAUUGCUUUCAUGUUUCUGUCUUCGUUUUUUCUCGAGUUUUACAUCAAAGAUGAUGUGUCUAUACCAGGUGUUUGUUGGGAAGACAGGUGAACCCACUUACAAAGAAGAUACCAUAGAAUUGUUCAAGCAGAAUAUUUACCAGAUCAAAACAUGCGCGGAAGUGAUAGUCUAUUCAGU